UCACUUUUCCGAGAGCAUCUCCAGACCAGGCGUUUCUGUUUUUCUUCUGCCUGACGAUUCGAAGGGAAUCUUCACAUCUCGUCGCGGACGCAGAAGAGGCGCACACGCUUCCAGGAUGGCAACCAUCACCUGCACACGCUUUACAGAGGAAUACCAGCUGUUUGAGGAACUGGGAAAGGGAGCCUUUUCUGUGGUGCGGAGAUGCGUGAAAGUUCUCUCAGGGCAAGAGUAUGCCGCUAAGAUCAUCAACACAAAGAAGCUGUCUACUCGGGACCACCAGAAGCUGGACAGGGAGGCUAGGAUCUGCAGAUUGCUGAAACACCCCAAUAUUGUGCGUCUGCAUGACAGCAUCUCAGAGGAAGGCCACCACUACCUCAUCUUUGACCUAGUAACGGGUGGUGAGCUGUUUGAAGACAUCGUCGCCAGGGAAUAUUACAGUGAAGCAGAUGCCAGUCACUGCAUUCAGCAGAUUUUGGAGGCUGUACUUCAUUGCCAUCAGAUGGGUGUUGUGCACAGAGACUUAAAGCCAGAAAACCUGCUUCUGGCUUCGAAAUCCAAAGGCGCAGCUGUGAAGUUGGCAGAUUUUGGCCUCGCCAUUGAGGUUGAGGGGGAACAACAGGCCUGGUUUGGCUUUGCCGGCACUCCUGGAUACCUGUCCCCUGAAGUCCUCCGGAAGGAUCCCUAUGGGAAGGCUGUAGACCUGUGGGCGUGUGGUGUGAUUCUUUACAUUCUGCUGGUUGGAUACCCACCCUUUUGGGAUGAAGACCAACACAGACUCUAUCAGCAAAUUAAAGCCGGCGCCUAUGAUUUUCCUUCACCCGAGUGGGACACAGUCACUCCUGAGGCGAAAGAUCUUAUUAAUAAGAUGCUGACCAUCAACCCGUCCAAACGCAUCACUGCUGCGGAGGCGCUCAAACACCCAUGGAUAUCACAUCGCUCCACCGUCGCAUCUUGCAUGCAUAGGCAGGAGACUGUUGAAUGUUUGAAGAAGUUCAACGCUAGAAGAAAGCUUAAGGGUGCUAUCCUCACCACCAUGCUGGCCACCAGAAACUUCUCAGGAGGAAAGAGUGGCGUCAGCAAGAAGACGGAUGGUGUGAAGGAAUCAUCAGAGAGCACCAACACCACAAUUGAAGAUGAGGAUACUAGAGUGAGGAAGCAGGAAAUCAUCAAAGUAACCGAGCAGCUGAUUGAAGCCAUCAGCAAUGGAGACUUCGAGAGUUACACGAAGAUGUGUGAUCCCAGCGUUACAGCGUUUGAACCCGAAGCUCUGGGAAACCUGGUGGAGGGUCUGGACUUCCAUCGCUUCUACUUUGAAAACUUGUGGUCAAAGAACAGCAAGCCGGUUCACACUACCAUCCUCAACCCUCACAUCCAUCUGAUCGGCGAGGAGGCCGCCUGCAUCGCCUACAUUCGCAUCACACAGUACCUAGACAAUAACGGGAUGCCCUGCACUGCCCAGUCCGAAGAAACACGAAUCUGGCAUCGUAAAGACGGCAAGUGGCAGAUAGUCCAUUUCCACCGCUCGGGCUCUCCAGCUGCCAUCGCUAAAUAAGAGUCAGUUGAAAACAGUCGCAGGAUCAGUCGUUUGAGGAUGCAGAAGCUCCCAGCUUCUCAUCGUUUCCUUGAACUCCAUUGGCCCUCUGCUUUACAGCGUCAUCACAUUUACAUUAGCAUUUACUCGGAACCUUUCUGUUAUGGAUAAACUACGAUGAAGCCACUUUGCUGUUGCAACCCUGCUGUGUAGUUUUGUUUUCUUUUUUAGCAUUUAGCAUUUCGGGUGUUUACAAAUCAUGACCAUAAGUGCUACAUUUGCAACUAGCUUAGAUAUUUUAAUAAAAUUCGGAGCAUGGAGCGACUAUUACAUUCCAAAAAAAUUAAUAAAACACAAUAAAAAUGAUCCUGUGGUUUAUAAAAUCGACACGGGUAUCUUGAUAGAUGCAGUAAACAGAGUUUUCAAUCUCUCUUUUAUGUCUGUGAAAAAAAAAAA
Molecule: messenger RNA, 1987 nt
Organism: Danio rerio (zebrafish)
Lineage: Eukaryota; Metazoa; Chordata; Actinopteri; Cypriniformes; Danionidae
Gene: camk2a
Product: calcium/calmodulin-dependent protein kinase II alpha
Cellular component (GO): organelle
Molecular function (GO): nucleotide binding; kinase activity; protein serine/threonine kinase activity
Source: RefSeq, marked validated